Molecule: messenger RNA, 7277 nt
Organism: Callithrix jacchus (white-tufted-ear marmoset)
Lineage: Eukaryota; Metazoa; Chordata; Mammalia; Primates; Cebidae
Source: RefSeq, a predicted model, not a curated record
GGUGGCUCACGCCUGUAAUUUCAGCACUUUGGGAGGCCGAGGUGGCCGGUUAUGAUGUCAGGAGAUCGAGACCAUCUAAAAAUUCGCCAGACGUGCUGGUGCAUGCCUGUAGUCCCAGCUACUUGGAAGGCUGGGGCAGGAGGAUCGCUUGAACCCAGGUGGUGGAGGUUGCAAUGAGCCGAGAUCGCACCACUGCACUCCAGCCUGGCAACAGAGUGAAACUCUCUACCCCACCACAAAAAAAAAAUCUUCAACAAACAUGAAAAUAUAUUUUACAGUAUUUUAAAGUAAGUAUAUAUUUUUUCCUACAAUGCUGUAGAGUAUUUAAAAUUUAUAGGGAUACCAGAGUCUUCUAGUUCAUAAUGUCUGUUUAGCCCAGCUCCAGAAGAUGUGAAAAAUGUCACUGAAAUUUUGAUAGGGAUUUCAUCGACUGCUGAUCACUUUGGGGAGUAUGAACAUUUUAACAGUAUUCUUUCAGUUCACGAACAUGAGAUAUCUUUCCAUUUAUUUGUAUCUUUUUCAAUUUUUUUCUUCAAAAGUUAAAAGUAAAAAUAGGGAGUGAUGUGUAAAUUAAGCCAUUCAGGUUUUAACAAUUUAGGGGCCAUUUGAAGGUCCUUGGAGGAAAGAAUACUUCGAUAGCAAACAUUGUGGUGGUUUUAAACCGAAACAGUUUUUAUUUUUUUAUUUUUUCCGAAACAGUUUUUAAUGUCAAGUCAGCCCUAACCAAGCCACAAUAAUCUAUUUUCCUCAGCCCUGGAACAAGAAUUUUGAAAUGUUAUGUUGUUCUACGGUAUGUUGCUGAGUGUAUGCAUGUGUAAGAUUGCUGUUAAGGAGGGCAUAUAAUCUGCUCGGCCUUCUUUAUUGUUGAUUUGUUGCUAAGAAUUCUCUGGUUGAAGAAAAUUAUUUCCUUUUCAGGAAUGUAUUGGGGAUAUGUGUGAGGGUUAUAUCCUGUGUUGUGACCUCAUGGUUUAAGUGGGAAUAAAGAUGAGUAUAAGCAGUGAUGAGGUCAACUUCUUGGUAUAUAGAUACUUGCAAGAGUCAGGGUUUUCUCAUUCAGCAUUUACCUUUGGUAUAGAAAGCCAUAUCAGUCAGUCCAAUAUAAAUGGUGCACUUGUCCCACCUGCUGCAUUGAUUUCCAUCAUCCAGAAAGGUCUACAGUAUGUAGAAGCAGAAGUUAGCAUUAAUGAGGAUGGUACCUUGUUUGAUGGCCGACCAAUAGAGUCUCUGUCCCUGAUAGAUGCCGUGAUGCCUGAUGUAGUACAAACGAGACAACAAGCUUACAGAGAUAAGCUCGCACAGCAACAGGCGGCAGCUGCUGCAGCUGCUGCCGCUGCGGCCAACCAGCAAGGAUCUGCAAAAAAUGGAGAAAACACAGCGAACGGGGAGGAGAACGGAGCACACACUAUAGCAAAUAAUCAUACUGAUAUGAUGGAAGUGGAUGGGGAUGUUGAAAUCCCUCCUAAUAAAGCAGUUGUGUUGCGGGGCCACGAAUCUGAAGUUUUCAUCUGUGCCUGGAACCCUGUUAGUGAUCUCCUAGCAUCAGGGUCUGGAGACUCAACAGCAAGAAUAUGGAAUCUUAGUGAAAACAGCACCAGUGGCUCCACACAGUUAGUACUUAGACACUGUAUACGAGAAGGAGGGCAGGACGUUCCAAGCAACAAGGAUGUGACAUCUCUAGAUUGGAAUAGUGAAGGUACACUUCUAGCAACUGGUUCCUAUGAUGGUUUUGCCAGAAUAUGGACUAAAGAUGGUAACCUUGCUAGCACCUUAGGGCAGCACAAAGGCCCUAUAUUUGCAUUAAAAUGGAAUAAGAAAGGAAAUUUUAUUCUAAGUGCUGGAGUAGACAAGACUACAAUUAUUUGGGAUGCACAUACUGGUGAAGCCAAGCAACAGUUUCCUUUUCAUUCAGCACCAGCACUGGAUGUUGACUGGCAGAGCAACAACACCUUUGCUUCUUGUAGUACAGAUAUGUGCAUUCACGUCUGUAAAUUAGGACAAGACAGACCUAUUAAAACAUUCCAAGGACAUACGAAUGAAGUAAAUGCUAUCAAAUGGGACCCAACUGGCAAUCUCCUGGCCUCCUGUUCUGAUGACAUGACUUUAAAGAUAUGGAGUAUGAAACAAGACAAUUGUGUCCAUGAUUUGCAAGCACAUAAUAAAGAAAUUUAUACUAUCAAAUGGAGUCCAACAGGACCAGGGACUAAUAAUCCAAAUGCCAACCUUAUGUUAGCAAGUGCAUCCUUCGAUUCUACUGUUAGGUUAUGGGAUGUAGACCGAGGGAUAUGCAUUCAUACCUUGACAAAACACCAAGAGCCUGUGUACAGUGUAGCUUUCAGUCCUGAUGGCAGGUAUCUGGCAAGUGGUUCUUUUGACAAAUGUGUACACAUCUGGAACACACAGACAGGUGCUCUAGUUCACAGCUAUAGGGGAACAGGUGGAAUUUUUGAAGUUUGCUGGAAUGCAGCAGGAGACAAAGUUGGAGCCAGUGCAUCAGAUGGUUCAGUUUGUGUAUUAGACCUUCGGAAAUAGCGCUACUAGUUGGAAGCCAUGGACCGACUAUGAAUGUGUACAUAGCCAAAAUGACUGUCCCUGACCCAUGUACUGCUAUAGUCCCACUUGAACCAUGGCCAGUCCACUACAGCCAAAUCUAAAAGAAAUAUAUACAUACAGUGUAUAUAAACAAAAUUGCACCCUGAAGAUGACAGGUUUGUCACAGCUUGUGAAUUUUGUUCACCAAGUGCUGGAAUCUAAUCUGCUGUGCCCCUAAAAUAGCAUUUAGAAGUUUUGGAUAUGAAAAACAGAAGAGAGAAAAAUAUACAUUAUAAAAGCAGAACAUACAUGUACCAGUUUUUGGAUACUAAAUGACAGCCUUGUUUCUCCCCUUUGAAUCAGCAGACACCAUGGAGUAUAUUCUUUUUUCCCUUCAGUAGCGAGCAGUUUGUAUGUACAGAGAAAAUGGACUUACAGAAACUUGCAGCAGUAGUGUGUUCUUGCUUUAACAUUUUGUUUUUGGUUUAGAUUAUGGAUGCAUGAAGUAAGGGAGUGAAUCAGUUUCUUGUUUAUAUUUUUUUCACCUUUUGAACAACAAAAAAAUUCUUUAAAUAUUUUAAUGCAUUCUUUUGAAGAGGUAGAUGUUUGGUACACUUUAUGGCUCCCAGAGCAUAUAUUCAGUUGGUGCAUGUUGUGGAAGGGGAAUCGGAAAUUAAUGAAAACAAAUGACUUUGGUCAUGUCGAUCUGGAAGACACAUCAGUAAAAGGGUAUUAUGCUCUGUUGGUUCUGUUUUUUUGUUUUGUUUUGUUUUGCUUUUCUUUUUCUUUUUUUUAAUUUUUGUUUCCUUUGUUUUUUGGUGAUGUGGCUUAAAUGCAAUAGUUUCUUUUUUGGGACAUAUUUCUGCCAAUUAAUGACUAGAAGGGCACAAAGUUUUUUUUUAAUUACCAUAGAGAAGAUACAUUAAAAAAAAAAAAUCUUCUGAUGUUUUGUAGCCAUAACUAAAUUAUGGUAAAAAUGUGCACUAUUGUGAAAAGGAGCAAAGUAGUUUUGGGUUUUUGUUGUUUGUUUGUUUUGCUUUGUUUUUUAAGAGAUUAAAAUGUUUCUGGAUGAGGAUUAGCUUCUCAAAGUGUCCAUCAUUCUGUGUAGAAGCUUAAAUAUGUAAUGUAAGCAAACUCCAGUAUUAAAAAUCUCUCAAGUUGUUUUCUUUAUACAAAGCAAGAUAACGGCAUAUAACACUGCCAUUACAUGGCAAAAUGUUUGCUACCUUAGUUUAAAGAAAAUCUCUAAAACAAAAGACUUGCUUCAAGGUGUUUUUAAAUAGCAGUGAUUCAGAAUUUUUUUUUUAUGAGAAGUAUAAUUGCACUAACCUUCCUGCUGCUCUGAUUCUGCAUUUGUGGUACUUGUGACUACGUUUUUUCAAAUAUAGAUAGAUUUAAGCUGCUAAUUUUUUUUCCAGUAAUCACUACUAUAUCAUGUCUUUUACUCUGUUUAUAAUAUCAAGUAUUUUCUUAAAGAUAUAGAUAUUAAACCUCUUGUGCUCAUGCAAGUAAGAGUAACAUAUACAGACAAAUGACUGCAUGAGGCUGUGUUUAUAUGUGUGACUAAUAAGGCUUGUCAUGAUUAACAUAAUCCGAGUAUGUCAUUUCUGAAGAGAAUAGUCAUUAAAUUUAUAUCUCAAAGAUUUUAAUUAAGGAAUUGCUUAUUGUUGAGCUUAGCAAAUUAAUAACACUAUUUCUGUCACUAAUUAUUUUGAGGCCUUUUAGUACUAAAAGUUUUGACCUGUGUUCUAAGUUGCAGUAGAAACUGAUUUAACCCAAGUAAUGCAGCUUUGGUUUUCAGCAUUCAUUGCUUUGCUAUUUUUACAAAACAGCAUUGAUUGAAGCAAGUCUUGGUUUUAACUAAGGUAGGGUAGCAUUUGCUAUUGGUAAAGAGAAUAAAUACACUUAAUUUCACAAUACAUUGUUAUCUGUACCCCAGCUGUUGUUAGUGGGGACUAUGAUACUGUAAUAAUAUUUUUAAAAAUUUACAUCCAGAGAGGCAGUCAUUCACGAUGGUUUUGUGCCAGCUCUUUUUAGGGUUUUGGAUCAUAUUAGAGACAUUUAGAGCUUAUUACCGUUUGACUUAUGUAGGAAACCUAAUAUGCUGAGUAUCUGGCACUUGAAUUCCUGCUUUUAUUGCUGGAGGUCCACACCUGUGGUUGACCUCUGUUAUUGUUUAAAAAAAUAAAUAAAAAUAAAAAAAAUCUGUGCAAUAAUUUUAAAAUGUGCUCCCAGGAAUAGACACAAAUGUUUUGAGUAUCUUUUAAGCUGCAUUUUCCUUUAGCGAUGCAUUUGUCAAUUGCACUGAAUUUAAAUCUGAAAGUCAGAGGUGAUUAUUGAUAGUACUUUUGUAUUUUGAUAUGGACAAUUUAUUCAUUUGCAUACAGUUAUUGACUUUUUCCCAGCUGAUUAAAAGAUAGUCAAGAAAUUCUGCAAUAUAGCUGCCAAAAUAGACAGCUACAUUUUUAUGAUAUUGUCAUCUUUUCUGUUUGGUUUUUUUUUCUUUCUGUAGCUAUUUUACUUAAGCAUAACAGCCACAAUAAGACGUAUAAAGAUUAUAAAUACAGAGCUUUAUUAUCCUGACGUCUUGGGUCUUUUAAGUAUACACUUUUCUGAAAGGUGUCCAUUUUGUAGGCUUGGGUUCUUCAUGAGCAUACGAUUGUUUCUUUUUGCUGCUGUUCUCAACAUCACCAUUGCCUGCUGAUGUGCCACGAUGCUGCUCCAAUAGACAGAAAUAAGAUUGUCUCUAAUUUGAGCAGUAACAUGAUUGCAAGAGACCAAGUUUCACAGCUUGUAAAGUUCUGUAUUUGGGAUUCUUGCUCAUUUUUCCGCCUGUGUUUUUCUGAGAACUUAUUCCUGAUGAUCAAUUGAAUCCAGUAGUUUUCUAUGCUCUCUGUUGUUAUAUAAGCUACUGUAAGAAACUCAUAAGGAAAAAUAGAAGGGAAAACUUGAAUGAACACUCAUUGAUUGAAAUGGAAUAAAGAAAGAGCAGCUGCCACUUUUAAACAACAUAAAGGAACAUCUUUUUCGCCUCCAUGUAGGAAAUCCCGUGAGUUCUUACAUUUGUUCCAAUCCCUGUUUUCUGCCAUUGACCAGGUAACAUGAUGGACUUUCAAAUGACUUUUAGAAGUGGUAACUCUUAAUUUCCUAAUAGAUAAUAGAGUGUAUUGAAUUCUGUUUCAUUAUUCUCUAGGUAAGUAUGUUUUAGGAUUAAAUACCUUUUACAGAUACUGAAAGUGCCUCCUUUUGUGGUGUAAAAAAACAAAUUAUGGUGCAAAAAGUAAUCACUAGAUUGAAUUACAUGAAGGUUUUUUGCUUUUUGACAUAUGAAGAUGUCAAGAGAAAGGCCAAAGAUUUGUACUUUUUCACUUAUAAAGCACUCCUGUUUUCCUUACGCUUCUUUCUGUCAAAUUAGAUUUAAUGAGAGAGUACUAUUUUUAAGGAGCUAUCUGUUUAUGUAGAAUGAUUUUGUUAAGAGUAAUGUAAACUAUUAUUGAGUAGAGGCCUAAAGAGGACUGUGCAUUUUUGCUAAAGGAAUCACAAAUGAUCAUACUUAAGUGAGCAAAAAUGACGAGUUUUACUAGAUAAGUAGAGAAAUAAAUCUCAAAUGCAGUGCUACAAUUUUCAUUAUCUGAAGCACAUUUUACAUUUCUACAGAACCUGUGAUGAUUCUCACAUGCUAAGGAUGGUACUUGCAUAUGGUGAAUUACUGUUGACAGUUUCCGCAGAAAUCCUAUUUCAGUGGACCAACAUUGUGGCAUGGCAGCAAAUGCCAACAUUUUGUGGAAUAGCAGCAAAUCUACAAGAGACCCUGGUUGGUUUUUUGUUUUCUUUGUUUUUUCCCCCUUCUCCUGAAUCAGCAGGGAUGGAAGGAGGGUAGGGAGGUUAUGAAUUACUCCUUCCAGUAGUAGCUCUGAAGUGUCACAUUUAAUAUCAGUUUUUUAAAACAUGAUUCUAGUUAAAUGUAGAAGAGAGAAAAAAGAGGAAGUGUUCACUUUUUUAAUACACUGAUUUAGAAAUUUGAUGUCUUAUAUCAGUAGUUCUGAGGUAUUGAUAGCUUUCUUUAUUUCUGCCUUUACGUUGACAGUGUUGAAGCAGGGUGAAUAACUAGGGCAUAUUUUUUUUUUUCUAGUAAGCUGUUUCAUGAUGUUUUCUUUGGAAUUUCUGGAUAAGUUCAGGAAAACAUUCUGCAUGUUGUAUCUAGUCUGAUGUACUUAUCCAUCUCAUUGCAAACAAAAACACGCAGGCUGCAUCUUGUAGCUCUGUAACCCUUGAAUACAGAAGUAAAUUUUCCUCUUUCCUGACUUUGACAUUGUAGCUAUACUGUUUCCAUUUUUACUUUUACAAAUCCUUUGGGUCUAAUUCUGUGAGCCUACCUAUAGCACUGGAUUAAAAUGUCUGCAUCAUUUCUUUAGUUACCCAGUUAACUUUAAAACUGUUGUAAAAGUGUAAACCAGCCCAUGACAGUUUUUUUGUACAUGUUGAAGAACUUCAUUGUUCAGUUUUCAUGCUUAUUGUAUAAGGAAGACUGAUAGAGAUGUUCUGUGCUGUCCUGGACCAUGUUAACUACACUUACGAUGUAUUUUGGUUCCACAUCACAAUGAUUUGUCCCCAGUGACCCUUUUAUCCUUUCUAGGCACAUUUUUUUGUUGUUGUUGUUGCAGUUUCCCUUUGCAUUGUAUUGCUUUGACAACUGUAAUUUGAAUCAGAUCUGAAAGAGGUCCAGAAUAAAAUAUAUUUUGAUAUUA